Molossus molossus (Pallas's mastiff bat) is the source of this 2084-nucleotide messenger RNA. RefSeq names its product WD repeat domain 13 (gene WDR13). The transcript is spliced from 9 exons. Bases 542 to 1999 code for a protein of 485 amino acids. Gene Ontology annotation, cellular component: nucleus. Gene Ontology annotation, molecular function: promoter-specific chromatin binding; protein binding. NCBI's taxonomy places the organism in Eukaryota, Metazoa, Chordata, Mammalia, Chiroptera, Molossidae. The record is from RefSeq and is a predicted model, not a curated record.
GAAGAUUCCUAUCCAUUCGCUCUACACUUGGCAGCUCUUCCUGGCAGCAGGCGGCCAUCUUGCCUGGAGCCUGAGAGAGGGAGAAGCGAGACCGAAGAAAGGGGGACACUGGUCUCAGGGCCGCCCCGGGGGCCUCAAGGACCAGAGGCAGCCCCGGAGGUGGUUCCUGGUCCUGGGCCCUGUUCUUGGACCCGAAAAGGGAAGGCGGGUGGGGCGGUGGGAGCAAGAUGGGAGGGGAAGGCCAAGAAGGAUUGCUAGGCUGGGGGAGGGGCGUUGCUAUGGCGACCGGGGGUGGGGCGGAGUGAGGUCUGAAUCGCUGUUGUGAGUCUUUCCGGAGCUGCCAGGGCAGGGCUGGGGUGUUGACCAUGCUAACAGCCGGGUGUGAUUUCACGAUAUCUCGGCGUGGAGGGACUCAAUGUCAAUGGCAACGAUCGCCUGGCAGAAGGGGCGGAACUAGACCCCUUCACUUGAGACGCUGACAUUCCAGGCCCUUGUCCUGCAGGCGCCCACGGGCGGACACAGCGGAAGAGGAGGCCGGGUAAUGGCCGCGGUGUGGCAGCAGGUCUUAGCAGUAGACGCGAGGUACAACGCGUACCGCACACCAACGUUUCCACAGUUUCGGACACAGUAUAUCCGACGGCGCAGCCAGCUACUGCGGGAGAAUGCCAAGGCUGGGCACCCCCCAGCACUGCGUCGGCAGUACCUGAGGCUGCGUGGGCAGCUAUUGGGCCAGCGUUACGGGCCCCUCUCCGAGCCAGGCAGUGCUCGUGCCUAUAGCAACAGCAUCGUCCGCAGCAGCCGCACUACCCUUGACCGCAUGGAGGACUUUGAGGAUGAUCCUCGGGCCCUGGGGGCCCGUGGACACCGCCGUUCCGUCAGCCGAGGCUCCUAUCAGCUGCAGGCACAGAUGAAUCGUGCCGUCUAUGAGGACAGACCCCCCGGCAGUGUGGUGCCCACGUCAGCAGCAGAAGCAAGUCGAGCCAUGGCUGGGGACACAUCACUGAGUGAGAACUACGCCUUUGCGGGCAUGUAUCAUGUUUUUGACCAGCACGUGGAUGAGGCAGUCCCAAGGGUGCGCUUCGCCAAUGAUGACCGGCACCGCCUGGCCUGCUGCUCACUCGACGGCAGCAUCUCACUGUGCCAGCUGGUACCCGCUCCGCCCACCGUGCUCCGCGUGCUACGGGGCCACACCCGUGGUGUCUCCGAUUUCGCCUGGUCCCUCUCCAAUGACAUCCUUGUGUCCACCUCACUCGAUGCUACCAUGCGCAUCUGGGCCUCUGAGGACGGCCGCUGCAUCCGAGAGAUCCCUGACCCCGAUGGCGCUGAAUUGCUCUGCUGCACUUUCCAGCCAGUCAACAACAACCUCACUGUGGUGGGGAACGCCAAGCACAAUGUGCAUGUCAUGAACAUCUCCACGGGCAAGAAAGUGAAGGGUGGCUCCAGCAAGCUGACAGGCCGUGUCCUCGCUCUGUCCUUUGAUGCCCCUGGCCGGCUGCUCUGGGCAGGGGAUGACCGAGGCAGUGUUUUUUCCUUCCUCUUUGACAUGGCCACAGGGAAACUGACUAAAGCCAAGCGUUUGGUGGUGCAUGAGGGCAGCCCUGUGACUAGCAUCUCCGCCCGCUCCUGGGUCAGCCGCGAGGCCCGAGACCCCUCACUACUCAUAAAUGCUUGCCUCAACAAGUUGCUGCUCUACAGGGUGGUGGACAACGAGGGGACCCUGCAAUUGAAGAGAAGCUUCCCCAUUGAGCAGAGCUCACACCCUGUGCGCAGUAUCUUCUGCCCCCUCAUGUCUUUUCGCCAGGGGGCCUGUGUGGUGACGGGCAGCGAGGAUAUGUGUGUACACUUCUUUGACGUGGAGCGUGCAGCCAAGGCUGCUGUCAACAAGCUGCAGGGCCACAGCGCCCCUGUGCUGGACGUCAGCUUCAACUGCGAUGAGAGCCUGCUGGCUUCCAGUGAUGCCAGUGGCAUGGUCAUUGUCUGGAGGCGGGAACAGAAGUAGGAGCCUCCUGACCCUGCCAUGUCUACCUUCCCACCUGGACCAUGCUCCAGCCUUGUGUGUGUAAAUAAAGUUCCUGUGCUUGUGC